AUGUUCGUUCCAGGCAGUGACCCCCAACUUGGCGAGGGUUCAGAACAGAGACAUUCCACAGGCAGAAGGGGCUCCCUGGAAGAGGAGAGCUGGCAAGUGGGUUGGGUGGAGGCCACAGCAGAGAUGAAACCACUGGACACGGUGCGGGGCAGACAGCCCGCGGACUCAGCCAGUCGUACCAAAAACUUCCUAACAAGGACUUUGCGCAUUGCCAGUGCUCAGAAACUUCCCACGACUCCCCAGUGCCUAUGGGAUAAAGACUAUAUGCUUAACCUGUCACCUAGGACAGGAGCUAGGGCUAGGAGUUCAAGACCAGCCUGGGCAACAUAGCAAGACCCCUAUCUCUACACACCUAUAAUCUCAGCACUUUGGGAGGCCGAGGUGGGUGAAUCACCUGAUGUCAGGAGUUCGAGACCAGCCUGGCCAACAUGGUGAAACCCCAUCUCUACUAAAAAUACAAAAAUUAGCCAGGCAUGGUGGCACACACCUGUAAUCCCAGCUACUCAGGAGGCUGAGACAGGAGAAUCGCUUGAACCC
Mandrillus leucophaeus (drill) is the source of this 537-nucleotide messenger RNA. RefSeq lists its product as uncharacterized. The transcript is spliced from 6 exons. NCBI's taxonomy places the organism in Eukaryota, Metazoa, Chordata, Mammalia, Primates, Cercopithecidae. The annotation marks the transcript as partial. The record is from RefSeq and is a predicted model, not a curated record.